Paramuricea clavata is the source of this 3432-nucleotide messenger RNA. The record is from the annotation of a GenBank genome assembly. NCBI's taxonomy places the organism in Eukaryota, Metazoa, Cnidaria, Anthozoa, Malacalcyonacea, Plexauridae.
GCAAACAUGGCAAGACUCGCAAAGUUAAAGCUGACUUGUUCAAACAGAGCAAUACUGGCCAAACUUGAAGAACUUGGCGAGGACCAUGACAUUAAACUGAAGAAAGCUAAGGAAACAAUAACACAUGGAAACAAAACUAUGCAAGCAAAGGUUCGUACCUUGGAAGUUCUUAAAUCCAAUAAUAACGCUAAUGCAACAUGCGAUACAAGUUCUGAAAGUAUCCUGAGAUUAAAAAAUGAAAUUGGGGACCUAAAGAAGUCAUUCCACCCUGGAUUUGUCAUUGCAUUUGACAACAUUGACAUUCAGUGUAAAAGAAAGAACAUGACAUUAUCUGCACAAAACAGGGACUUUCACUGGGUUAACCACAAGAUGGUGAUUAACCGUAUAUCUGAUGGUGAACUUGAAGCGGAUGGGCCAAAGGCUGAUUUGCUAAAAGUUCCAAAUUUGAGGUUCAUUCCAAGUAUCACAGACCAUCAGCAACAGAGGGACAACUAUGUGGUGCUUGUAUCUCGCAUACUGGUCGAUUACUUUGAUGCAUUUGGACCCCUUAAGGAUAUUUGUAUUAAACAUAUUCCCCACAAGUAUCAUAAGGAAAUGUCACAAAAGUCAGAGAAGGUACGUUUAAUUGUGAUAAUUUAAUUGUUUUAAAUUGUACCAAAAUUAUACAAGGAAUUUCUCAAUAUAUAUUAGUAAUGGUGUGGCAUGGAGGUUAUUAGUGACCAAGAUGUAUCAAGUGCAAAGCUGGAGGAAAUUUAAGUACUUAACCUCCUGCUGCUUGAGCGACAUUAAUGUUGCCAUAUUAUCACUUGGAUUGUAAUGGUUACCACGACAAUAGGAGAAAAUAGAAAUGCCUCUAGCUGGCAAAUAUUAUGAAUUCGAAUAUAAUAUAUAUAUAUAUAUAUAUAUAUAUAUAUAUAUAUAUAUAUAUAUAUAUAUAUAUAGAGAAAGAGAGAGAGAGAGAUUAGGUUAUUUAAUAGGGCUUAGUUACCACCAUGAAAUAAAUUAUUUAUAGGUAGCUGUGAUACUGAUAUUCCUUCCUGAUGCCCAAUCAAGUAUAAGUGUUUUGUUACUAAUAUGUUUCUUUGUCUAACAUGUAGGUGCCCCUUGGAGUAAUAUUCAAGAAUGAAAAUGUAAAUGAGGAUAUGUUGCAUAUACUUAAGCAGUUCCAUUCCUACCUUCCGAGAACUAGCAAUGAUGGUUAUGACAGUCAACUGUUCGCAGGAGAUCAACUGACCGUUGAAAGGGCUAUUAAUGUCCAGGCAUCAGUAGCUAAUGGUUAUACUCAAGAAGAUAGGCUAGAGGGCAUUAACCUACAAAUUGGUGAUUGGCAUGCUUCUGUUAAGUUAUUAACUGUAAGUGUGAUUUUCAAAAACACUAAGUUAUUGAAUAGAAAAUAGUAGGGAACAGAAAAUUACUAUUUGCCAGAAGUAACUGAAUUAGUAAUUAGUAUAAUCUUACUAUUGCAAAUGAUCUAAUUUGAUUGGUUACUCUAUGUGACUACAAAAACAUAUAAAUUAUGAGUUAAAACAAACAACUGUGUUACUGCAACAACGGGAUGAACUAGUUAUUGCAUAGAAAGGGAGAGUUAUACAUGCAGAAAGCUUUUAUCUGAAUUCAUCAUUGAAGGAAAGAAUUAGAUAAUAUUGUGUAUUUGUGAAGUGUUCAAAAUGCCAAUUUCACAAUGGGAAAGAGAGUUCAAAGUACAGGAAAAAGAAAUUUGUUUUUUAAUCUUUUUAAAUUUUGGACAUCUAGAUUGCCCCCCCCCCCCGGCUCAGACAUCCUUUGUGAAUAGCCCCUUAAAAAACAGGCUUCUGGCUGUAAAUUAUUGAAUUAUUUUGUAGAAUAUUUUAUGUUCGAUAUCGGAUUCUACAAAAACAAUUAGAUUACUUGCUCUCAAUUUCUAAGAGGUGAUAGUUGAUUCGGGCUUUGCCCUAUCACCUCAUAGAAAUCUUGAGCUCGUAAUAUAUUUGUUCAAUAGAAUUUUUCAACCAUGAUGUCCUUUGUAGUCUUUCAGUCAGAUACUACAUGAAAUUUAAAAUUAAAUUGAAAAGUUUAAAAAACUAAGAUUUCCUGGUUAUGUUACUAUGUCAGUGACCUAAAUUCGCCUCCUACCAAUAUUUUGCAAAGUGUCCACCACUUUAACAUAAGUUACUAAUUUAGUUUAUUCCACCAAAGUUAACUGUUACAAUAAUUUUAUGCUUUUAGUUGAUUUACAACAAAUUCUUCAGUGCUAAGUCAGAUGGAGAAAGUUGCACCAUUUAUUCUGACCGCACUCUUAUUAAUCGGCGUAAUGUCACUGGUGACCCCAAAGCUACAUAUCGACCCAACAGGGAUUUCCUUCGUAUUAUUAUUGAAUCGAGGGUAAUUGUAGCAGCCUCAAAAGUUCUGGGUUUUGAGAGCAAAUCAGGAAUGCCAACCAAGUUUCCUAUACCUCCAAACUUGGAUACAGCAACAAAAAUACAAAAGCUCAAGUAUCUGAUGGAAGCUUCAGCAAAGAUUGUAGAUGCAUACAUUUUUGAAGAUAGCAGUGUAAAUCAGAUUGUUGAUGAUGUACUAACAGUACAAGAAAGAGAAAAUUUGGUGAAUACACAACAACUGACAAAGGAUGGAAGAUUUCCCUGUAGAUUUCAAGGAUGCACCAAAUCAUUUAGGUACAAUGGAAAGAGUAGAAGGAGUCACGAGAUGACACACGAUCCUCCUCCAGAUAUUCCAGAUCAGCUAUCUGUAUCAAGUUGUUCCAAUUCAAGACCAACCAUAGAAAAAGUAGAAGUGAAAGAUGAUGUAUUUAAUUACAACUGUGGACUAUUAACUGAUGGUUUUCUCUUCUUCAACUUCCUUGAUGCAAUAAGUGAGGGUGAUGGAAUGAGAAUCAUGAGACAGUAUAAAUACAUAAUGCUAUACUGCAAGGCAGAUGAAUCACAUAGCACAAAGUAUGCUCUGGAGUGUUUGUACCAGUUUUUCCUUGUAUAUGCAGUAUUAUCACCCAGAGACAGUGAACGCUUUAUUUGGAACAGAUCGGUCAGCAAUACUUGCCAAAAAGGUUCAAAUAUACCUUUGGAUCUUGACGUUGAGCAUAGUAACAAUUUUAUCAAACAGGGUAUUAAAAAUCUUGGCCCUAAUGUUACUGAACAUGCUAUUUCACGUAUCAGUCGUGCUGAGACUGCAACAACAAACAUUCUUGAUAAUUUGGAUGAAAAUAUUCAAAGGGUUUCAAGAUCAGGCAGACACACCCAAAGCUCUGAUGACAAAGACCUACAACAGCUUGUGAAGAAAGCAUUGGAAGUAGACAUAUUCACAGAGCAUGCACAGCGAUCAUACAAACAAUUUGCUGACAUCAAAAGAGACAGACUUGAAAAUUUUGAUACAUCCAAUUUGUUCAAAUGGAUAAACACACAUAAGAACAACCUUGUUCGUGGCAUAAGAGCUAGAUAA